ACCACCACCAUAGACGAUGUCCGCCCCAAACCCGACGACAGCCGAUCCAGGUACAGUCAUAUUCUACGACCUGAAAUGCGCGACGCCUAACACCUGCUGGUCACCUCACUGCUGGAAAGCCCGGCUGGCUCUACAAUACAAGCAUGUCCCGUUCCGUACUGUCUGGGUCUCGUACCCGGAUAUCAAGCCCCUCCUAGGUCACACCCAGCCCGAAGCGAAGACCGUAACCCUGCCAGUGAUCCAGCACGGCCAAACCUGGGUGUUCGACUCCUGGGAGAUCGUGCGGUACCUAGAAGCCCACUUCCCCACUCCUUCCCUCCUCCCAAACCCGCAGUCAGCACACUUCUUCAAACUGUACAACGACACCGUCCUCGUCGAAUCCGUAUGGAACCUCUUUGCCCCUCGCGUGGCGAACAUACUCGAUGAGAGGGGGAAGGUGUUUUUCGUCAGGACGAGAGAGGAAGACCUGGGUAUGAAGCUGGAGGAUGUGGGGAGGGGGGAGACGGUUGACCAGAUUAGAAGGCCGUUGGGGGUUGUGGCGAGGAAUUUGGCGCAGUUUGGACCGUAUUUGGCGGGAGAAGAGGUAACAUACCCCGACCUCGUCCUGCUCUCCACCCUCCUCUGGUUCCAGCGCGCAAACCCCGUCGAUACAGAGACGAUCCUCGACAUGUUCCCCUCGUCUAACGUGAGCCGGGCGCCGAUCGUGAGGGAGUGGUUUGACAGGGUUAAGGGCUUGGGGGUCGUCCAGGAAGAACCGGCGGAGUAACCGCGGGGAUGGGAAGGCAGGGAGGGGGAGGGUGUCGAGCAUGCAGGAAAGGGUGAUUGGAAGCAAUGGUACGAUGGGAUCGGGCAAAGCGCGGGACAAUGUAGGACACUUUGAGCUAGGGGAACGUCGAGAUAGUACAAGAAAUAGGAUUAGGAUUAACGUUCGCUGCUGCGUACUUCGGUCUCGCUCCUUACUGACUCACUACAUCGCUACGCCGUGUUCCCCCUCACUACACUCUAGCACCUCAACAACUCAACUGUUCAGCGACACCUGCUCUCCUGCUCGAUCUUCGCCAUAGGUCGCAGACGGGUACAAGACACUCCUCUAUCGCUCUCCCAAAGAAAGCCGGAGAGUCACGGCCGUUCACCAUAUGGACUGAGUACAGAUGCCGAUGCCGACGGUAUCGAUAUUGGCUAGGACGUAAGGCAGCAAAAGAGACGAAUCGAUGGCGGGACAAGGCGACCAAAGAAAGAUACAUAUGUGCACGAAGGGUAUUAAACGGAGGAUGCUUGAGACGGGAUCUGGAAUUUUGUUCGCAUGCGUAUUGUGGAUGGACUCGGACUCGGACAGACUGGGAUUGGGACGCGAAGUUGUAAAGAGAAAGGCGGAUUAUUGGUGCGUGCUAUGUCGGGUAGUGGAUGAUCGAAGGGUGGGGGGAAGAUGUACGUCUAUCGUCGAUCGCAGGUCUUAUGGUACUUUUAGGCGUUUCCGCCGUGGUGAGUGGGUGCAUGAGCUGGCGUAGGAGCCGGUUGAACGUGAACAGCCAGCAGCUCAAGCAACAGGGGCAAAGCUCCUCCGAUUAAGGACCAGUCCCCGGGCAGCCCUCAUCUCCCUCUGCACUCCCUCGGCCUCCCGUUCCCACUUGGCGAGUGCGUCCUCCCAUGCCUGAUUCUGGCCGUGUGUGCGGAGAGGGCCAUAAGUGCGGGAAGAGACGUAUCCUGUCAGUUCUGACAGCGUCUGGAGCGCUUUUUGCGAGGAAUGGCUCGUUUUCAGGUGGUCGAGAGCGGGAGUGAGGGGGGAGAGGGACGCAGAAGGCUGGGAGUGGGCAGCGAGUUGCGCUGCGUGCAGGGCUUGUAGCUGGGAGGAGAGGCGUGCUGCCAGCACUAAGGCGUGCGCUUUGAGCCCUGCACGACGUGCGAGCGUCUCGUCCAACCUAGGUAAGACCCAUUUGUGGUAGAUGAACCCCGCUACGCCGCCUGCUGCGCUGACCCACGACAGGACGCGGAAGAGGGAGCGGAGCAUGCCGGUGAUGUCGGAGUGGGAGGCGAGUACGAGGGGGAGGACGGGGGUGUAGUCCCUCUGUGGCAGCGCCGGUGUGGAUGCUGCGGCUGAGAUGGGCUC
Dacryopinax primogenitus is the source of this 2107-nucleotide messenger RNA. RefSeq lists its product as uncharacterized. The coding region runs from base 17 to 766 and encodes 249 amino acids. The record is from RefSeq and is a predicted model, not a curated record. The transcript is spliced from 5 exons. Lineage: Eukaryota; Fungi; Basidiomycota; Dacrymycetes; Dacrymycetales; Dacrymycetaceae.